This is a messenger RNA of Trichoderma breve, 2334 nucleotides long. RefSeq lists its product as uncharacterized. Gene Ontology annotation, cellular component: cytoplasm. The record is from RefSeq and is a predicted model, not a curated record. Bases 1 to 2334 code for a protein of 777 amino acids. Lineage: Eukaryota; Fungi; Ascomycota; Sordariomycetes; Hypocreales; Hypocreaceae. The transcript has 5 exons.
AUGGGCAAUACAAACACAAAGGAAUCUCGCUCCGAUUAUCCCGAGGAUGGCCGGGGGCGGCGAUUCGACAUGGGAGAUUCCUCUCGCGGUGUCUUGGGCGAUCCACGUCUCCAGCUAAUGAGAUCGGAGCGAGGCUUUCUUAGCCUAGGAGCGGCUUCUGGGUCCCGAAGUAGAGAUCGCCCAGAUGCCCCGUUCGAACAUCGCGAGACAAAACAAGAGCGAGAAGCACGGAAGCUCGAACAGGAACACGUUGACGGAGGUUAUCUCGUCACCAUGGGAACCUAUGUUGGGACUGAGGAUUUCAACAAGGCUGUUGUCAGACAGCUGCAGAUUGAGCGAAAAAUGGCCCCCUUCUGGCGUGGCCUCAAUGACUGGUCUGAUAACUGGGCUGAGCACCAGCUUAUUGCGGCGGCCCGUGGCCUACCUAUCCCCGCGGCCGAUGCGCCUCCUGACCCUGACUUGAUACCUCGCCUGCCACCACCGCCUGACUCUCUUCCCACCCAGAAUCUAAGCAGUUUGACGGUGGAGAUGGGACCUAGGACUCUCUCAACUGCUUCAGAUCGUAGCGGGUCAGGAAGUGGCUCCGCGUUGCCCUCCCCAUCGACGGCCGGUCCCUCCAGGGGAUCUAUAAAGCCAAGGGCGAGGGCAUUGGCGGCGGCCUUGAGCGUGGGCUCUCGAAAUACGUCUUCGACUGACUUGACACCCAAGGAGAUCAACCUUCCCCAUGACCCAUUUGUCAAUGGCCAGCCGAUUGAGGUUUUCCUUUACAAGGAUGCCUCUGAAUGUCCCAUUUGUUUCUUGACAUACCCUCCUUAUCUCAACCACACAAGAUGCUGUGACCAGCCGAUAUGUAGCGAAUGCUUUGUACAGAUCAAGCGAGCCGAUCCACACCUUCCUGAGCACCACCCCGAUGGCCAAGCGCGGGAUCCGAACGAGGGCCUCUCUGCCGAAGACCCCCCCGAAAUGCUAAUAUCAGAGCCUUCAGCAUGCCCCUAUUGCCAACAACCCGAGUUCGGUGUCACAUACGAACCGCCUCCAUUUCGACGCGGGCUGACCUUUUCUUCGUCCAACAUUGCUUCAAACACUGCCAUGUCUUCUCAGAGCUCACUCAACUCUACAUUGGCGCCUGCUCCUGUAGCAGGACGGAGAAGGGCACAUAGCUUGUCGGCCAAUGCACCCAAUGUCAUCACUACUGACCGUGUCCGACCGGAUUGGGCCACGAAACUGGCCACCGCGCGUGCUCACCAAGCACGCCGUGCCGCUGCAGCCACCGCUCUCCACACCGCAGCCUUUUUGAUAGGAGGCAAUGAGUCUCGGCCAAGGAUACGUACGAGUAGGUUUAGCCGGAGGAAUACGAGCACGAACAGUGGCGGUACCACCACUCCCGGAGGACACAGCGGUGGUGCAACCGAUACGGCAGAAGGUCAGGAGCCACCUGAACGAAGUUCGAGCCGGAAUCCAGAUGGCACGCGUCGUACUCGAAUGGAGGAGCUUGAGGAAAUGAUGUUUAUGGAAGCGAUUCGUCUGUCACUCGCAGCGGAGGAGGAGCGGAAACGCAAAGUAGAGAAGGCUCUUCAGAAGGAUGCCAAGAAGCGUGAAAAGGAACGUGAAAAGGCGGAGCGUAAAGCUCUUAAAAAGGCAGCCAAGGAUCCUUAUGCGGGCGGCAUCAGCGGAGCCAGUGGAAGCAGUCUUUCCUUGGGCCUGGGUCGCAAGCGAGGAAAUAGUGCAGCCAGCAACUUGCGACUUGAACUCACUCUGCAGUCGAAUUCACCAUCGGCCUCGCAGUCGAGCAGAGCAGCGGAAUCUCCGAAUCAAGAGACUAAAGCGGAGAGCCCUGGCGACAAGGGUAAAGGGGUUGAACGCGAGCCUCAGCCGGGCGCAACAGAAACGACCUCCACAGGGUCACUACCUAUUCCUACUUCGAGCAGCCGUGGAGGAUCCCAUUUGCGGCAGAUGAGCAACGCAUCCUCGCUCGGCUCGUCGGUGGGAGACAGCCCAUCGGGCAGCCUCACUGAUCAGGGGCUUGAAAGCGAGCCCAUGUUUAAUUUUAGCAGCCUAGCUGAGAUUGUCCCAGAGGAGGAGAAGGAGGAUGAGGGCAACGUUGAGCAUGUAGAGAGAGCUCUCAAGAUCGAAACAUCGGGCAUGAGCAAUGACACGGUUUUCAGUACCAGCGAGGCAGAGAGCAGCUUACGGGAUGCACCACCUUUUCUCGACACGCCAGAGUUGACCAUUACUCCGGAGACCCCAAUUGUUGAAGAUGGUGGACCAGAGGAUAAGCGCCUAGGAGAGUCCCAUGUGUCCGAACAUCAUUCAACUACUCAGGCUUUGCAUUGA